Salvelinus sp. IW2-2015 is the source of this 2629-nucleotide messenger RNA. RefSeq names its product TBC1 domain family member 22B. Lineage: Eukaryota; Metazoa; Chordata; Actinopteri; Salmoniformes; Salmonidae. Gene Ontology annotation, molecular function: GTPase activator activity. Gene Ontology annotation, biological process: activation of GTPase activity. The record is from RefSeq and is a predicted model, not a curated record.
UCCAACAUGGCGGAGGGAACUGGGUGUAAAUAAACACACGUUAGACGUUUUAAAAGCUAUAGCUAACAACACUCGCAUUUUUGUGUAUAUGACAUAUUGUACCGGGGAAGUAAAAUGUCAACUGACGGAAACAAGAAACAAUUCUGGAAAAGAAACACAGCUAAGGUCCCUGGCAGCAUACAACACGUGUAUGGUGCUCAACAUCCUCCUUUCGACCCUCUUCUGCAUGCUAAUCUAAUCAAAGCGGGCAACAAGCCCCAGACGACACCGGGAGGGAAGCCAAAGAAAGCCACCACCUUCCAGGAGUUUGAGAGCAUCACCAGCGAUGCCUGGGACGUGGGGGACGAUGACGACGAGCUGCUCGCCAUGGCCGCACAGAACCUCAACAUCGAGGUCGUCAUGGAAACCGCCAACAAGGUUAUCGAGAACCACAGCAAGCAGCAGGAGAAGCAGAGACAGGACGAUGCCGGCGCGUCAGAGCUGGAGGAGAGAGAGGAAGAGGACGCAAAUGAAGAAGAGGAAGAGCAGGGGGAGGAAGGGGAGGAAUCGACCCCUGAGGUGUCGUUUGCCUCUGAGCCCAGCCCGCUCAGCGAUGGCAGACUUGUGAAGUCACUGAGUGAGGCCCCCAUCGGAUCACCUAAGGAUGCGGCCGGAGAGAGAGCGUCGCUCCACAGACAGCAGUCCCUGCCCCACCGGCCCACCAUCCCCAUGGUGGCUCGUAUAGCUGACCAGAACACCUCCGGGACCCCAGCCAUGACGGAGAGAGAGGCCUCUCGCCUGGACAAGUUCAGACAGGUCCUGGCUGGACCCAACACUGACCUUGAUGAAUUACGAAAGUUGAGCUGGUCUGGAAUUCCGCGCCAGGUUCGUCCAAUCACGUGGAAGCUCCUUUCGGGUUACCUUCCUGCCAACACAGAGAGGAGAGAGAGCACGCUACAGAGGAAGAGACAGGAAUACUUUGGUUUCAUAGAACAGUACUACGACUCACGCAAUGACGAGCACCACCAAGACACAUACAGACAGAUUCACAUUGACAUACCGAGAACUAAUCCCCUUAUUCCUCUCUUUCAACAAGCUUCUGUCCAAGAGAUCUUUGAGCGUAUCCUGUUCAUCUGGGCGAUCCGCCACCCGGCCAGCGGCUACGUGCAGGGCAUCAACGACCUCGUCACGCCAUUCUUCGUCGUCUAUGUCUUUGAGUACAUCAAGGAGGAGGUGGAGAACUUUGACGUGUCCAGCUUGCAGGAGGAGACUUUGCGGAACAUCGAGGCUGACAGUUUCUGGUGCAUGAGCAAGCUGUUGGACGGCAUUCAGGACAACUACACAUUUGCCCAGCCGGGGAUUCAAAGGAAUGUCAAGGCUCUGGAGAAGUUGGUCAGCAGGAUCGAUGAAAUGGUGCACGUCCACAUGCAGCAGUAUGAAGUGGAGUAUCUCCAGUUUGCCUUCCGUUGGAUGAACAACCUGCUGAUGAGAGAGCUGCCGUUACGCUGCACUAUACGCCUCUGGGACACCUACCAGGCUGAACCAGAGGGAUUCUCUCACUUCCAUCUCUACGUGUGUGCUGCUUUCCUGGUACGAUGGAGGAAAGCGAUUCUGGAUGAGAGAGAUUUCCAGGGUCUGAUGAUUCUGCUGCAGAACCUACCCACCAUGCACUGGGGCAACGAGGAGGUCAGCGUGCUCCUGGCCGAGGCCUACAGGCUGAAGUUUGCCUUCGCUGAUGCCCCCAACCACUACAAGAGAUGAGUGUGGCCCAUGUGGCCCCUGACAGUUAGCUACUGAACCCCUGACAGAGGCCCCCUGGAGGACGGAUGGACCCCCCCCUCGACUUUCUUGUCCCUCGGCAGUCCACGACCAUUGCUACUAGUAGAUUAAAACAAAAACAACAUUUAGGUCCCAAAUGCCACCCUAUUCUCUACAAAGUGCAUUACUUUUGACCAGAGCCCCAAGUAGUGCACUAUGUAGCGAAUAGGGUGCCAUUUGGGAAGCAUCCAACCAGUGCUUCUUGGUAUGUGUGUACCGUUCCAACCGACUGUUCUUCUUAACUCCUCUUCUCUUUGUUCUUAACAAUGAAAUUACAUUUGUGCAACACUGCAACAACAUCAAUGCCUGUCCCAUUGAAGUAGACCCCAACCAACCAAGAAAGACCUCCAGUCAGUAUGAUAAUGGAGAUCUUGCUGCAGACCCAUGGAUGACUGUUCUAGACAGUCCUGUACUGUACUGUUUGUCCCUGACUGGCCACAGCAGCCUCAACAUGUCCCAAGACCUAAUGAAUUAAUUGUAGGCUUGAACUAACCCAGUGUGGGGGGGGGGGAGCGAGACCUUCUGUACUAGGUUGAUAUCUGUCACUUUUAAUUCCUAAGGAAACUGAGGACACACACGUCAUCAUUCUAGUCAUCCCGAGCUGGCAUCGAGCUCUUCUCUCAUCUCCACGCUCCAUGCUUUCAGUUCAAGACAAGCGGUCAAUCCCCCAGAGACAAGUGGGUUUUUAGUUCAAAACAGAAACACAUUCACUUAAAAGGCAAUAAUUAGCUAAUAGGGAGAUCAGAAAGUAUGUAUUAUUAUGGGUGGUUUCAUUCUGACUCUGACAUGGUCCGCAGGGCUGGGUCUAAUAAUAUAACGUCUAACAACACUC